This is a messenger RNA of Triticum dicoccoides, 705 nucleotides long. RefSeq lists its product as uncharacterized. Gene Ontology annotation, cellular component: plasma membrane. The record is from RefSeq and is a predicted model, not a curated record. NCBI's taxonomy places the organism in Eukaryota, Viridiplantae, Streptophyta, Magnoliopsida, Poales, Poaceae. The transcript is spliced from 4 exons. Gene Ontology annotation, molecular function: electron transfer activity. Bases 4 to 705 code for a protein of 233 amino acids.
UCCAUGGGGGCUAAAGUUCUUAUCCUGAUCACCGUGGCCGUGGCCAUGCUCGGGAUGGUGCUCGGCGCCAGUCACACGGUGGGCGCGCCGGCCGGAUCAUGGGACCUGCAGACCAACUACACCCUGUGGGCUUCGAGAACUAGAUUUACCAUCGGCGAUGAGCUCCAGUUUCAGUACCCCACCACCGUGCACAAUGUGGCGGAGGUGAGAAAGGCUGGGUAUGACGCCUGCAACAGCUCCAGCCCCAUCGCGACAUUCCUGACCGGCAACGAUGUCGUCCCACUUCCGGCCAUUGGGACGCGGUACUUCAUUUGCGGUGUUCCAGGGCAUUGCAUCGCCGGUAUGAAGGUUCAAGUCAACGUGAAGUCGAAGGCAGUGCGGACAGUACAACGGUGCCGAGGGACGGGAAAGCGGCUGCGGUGCCAGUACGAGACUGUAUUAAGCUCGGCCACUGCGGCUGGCAUUGAUCAGUCUGCGGUGGCGCGGCUAGGUCUGAAUUGUCAUUUACAUCGCAAAUGUUAUAACCUCUCCAGGCCGGACCUUGUUUACUUAGUGGUAGUGUUUGGACGUAAGUACCAGGUUGAAGCCAAUGUGCCCAAGGUAUACUAUAUGACAACGGCGAGGGGCCCUUACCAAGCAGACCAUGCAACUUUUAAAUUUGGUCAACACAACAUAUUAUCAAUAGUGAAUUUCCAUGAAUUUUGA